Molecule: messenger RNA, 486 nt
Organism: Plenodomus lingam JN3
Lineage: Eukaryota; Fungi; Ascomycota; Dothideomycetes; Pleosporales; Leptosphaeriaceae
Source: RefSeq, a predicted model, not a curated record
AUGACGCGGGUGACCUUCAAUGUCCCACCAGUCACAAGUAAAAUCUCAUCAUUAUUGCAUUUACACAGAGACAAUUCGAGCACAAAAGUCAACCCCGUAUUCAACAAACCAAUCAACACAACCUCCUGCCCUCAUCAUCGACUGGCGAGGGUUUUCUACCUCGCAUCACUCACACUACUCUUCUUCAUUGCCAUACCAGUCGUCGCUCUGGAAGCUCGCAGUUAUAGCUUUGUUGAGGACAAUCAAUCUCAAGGCUUCAUCUUUGAGACCACAGAAAGAGAUGACGCACCUGGUGUCGAGGUCAUCAUGGCGGCAUUACCACGAAGGUUACAACAGGCCCCUGCAAAGAUGGCCCUGAUUGCGGCUGUACUCAGCAUCUUCAUCAGCGCAGCACACUUGAUAUUUCUAGGUUUAGACUGGAAAAAUGGCAAGAGAGUGCGUCCGAACCUUGUUGAUUCUAUACAGGACGCGCUGACAGGUGACUAG